This is a messenger RNA of Melitaea cinxia (Glanville fritillary), 2017 nucleotides long. It is a transcript of the gene Prp19, whose product is annotated as pre-mRNA-processing factor 19. The record is from RefSeq and is a predicted model, not a curated record. Bases 124 to 1623 code for a protein of 499 amino acids. Gene Ontology annotation, biological process: protein ubiquitination; mRNA splicing, via spliceosome; DNA repair. The transcript is spliced from 8 exons. Gene Ontology annotation, cellular component: cytoplasm; U2-type catalytic step 1 spliceosome; Prp19 complex. Lineage: Eukaryota; Metazoa; Arthropoda; Insecta; Lepidoptera; Nymphalidae. Gene Ontology annotation, molecular function: protein binding; ubiquitin protein ligase activity.
CUGAUGUGCGUUUAUGACAUUAGAUGAAAGUGUAAAAUUGGUGUAAAAUCGGAGGGAAUUGUGUUAUUAAUGUGAUUUUCAUGAUUUAUUUUCGUGUUUUAGACUUAAAAUACACUAAAUAGAAUGGCUUUAUAUUGUGCAAUAUCAAAUGAAGUGCCCGAAGUCCCCGUGGUGUCCCCUUCUUCAGGGGCCGUGUUUGAGAAGCGUAUUAUCGAAAAAUAUAUAAUUGAAAAUGGUGUUGAUCCCAUCAGUGGGAAAGAUUUGAGAGUGGAAGACCUUAUUGAAAUAAAAACACCACCAAUUGUAAAACCGAAGCCCCCCAGUGCCACAUCGAUCCCGGCCACACUGAAGAGCAUGCAGGAUGAAUGGGACGCCCUCAUGCUGCACACAUUCACACAACGACAGCAGUUGCAAACUGCUCGACAGGAAUUAAGUCAUGCGCUCUACCAGCACGAUGCGGCGUGUCGGGUGAUCGCUCGCCUCACUAAGGAGGUGACCGCGGCCCGUGAGGCACUUGCCACUCUCAAGCCUCAAGCUGGCAUCGUCGCACCACAGCCAGCACACGUGGCGGAGGGCGGCGCGGCGGGCGGCGGCGCGGCGGCGGCCGGCAUGUCGGCGGACGUGGUGGCGCGCCUGCAGGACCGCGCCACCGAGCUCACGCAGGAGCGCAAGCGGCGCGGCCGCACCGUGCCCGACGGGCUGGCGGCGCCCGACGCCGUGCGCGCCUUCCUCACGCUCGCCUCGCACCCCGGUCUCCACUCGGCCAGUGUGCCGGGCAUCCUGGCGCUGGACAUCAACCCGUCGGACCACAGCCGCCUGCUGACGGGAGGCAACGACCGCAACGCGACCGUGUUCAACAAGGACACGGAGCAGGUGGUGGCCAUCCUCAAGGGUCAUACCAAGAAGGUGACGCGCGUCAUCUACCACCCCGACGAGGACACCGUCAUCACCGCCUCGCCCGACCACACCAUACGUGUGUGGAACGUGCCUACGUCGCAGACGACGGUGCUGUUGAGGUCGCACGAGGGUCCGGUGACGGGGCUGUCGCUACACCCCACGGGCGACUAUGUGUUGUCCACGUCUUCCGACCAGCACUGGGCUUUCUCCGAUAUCCGAACUGGCACGCUGCUCACCAAGGUUAGCGACGCUUCUGGUGUUAGUCUAACAACAGCCCAGUUCCAUCCGGACGGUCUGAUCUUCGGUACCGGCACCGAAGACUCUCAAGUAAAGAUCUGGGAUCUGAAGGAGCAGAGCAACGUGGCCAACUUCCCUGGACACGCUGGACCGGUCACCUCCAUAUCAUUCUCAGAAAACGGUUACUAUUUGGCGACGGCAGCUGAGGAUGCAUGCGUCAAACUAUGGGAUUUGAGAAAACUGAAGAACUUCAAGACUAUCCAAUUGGACGAGGGUUACUCUAUCAAGGAGCUGUGCUUCGAUCAGAGCGGGACAUACUUGGCCAUAGCGGGCACAGAUGUAAGGGUGUAUCUAUGCAGACAGUGGCAGGAGUUGAAAGUGUUCAACGACCACACAGCGUCUGCUACAGGCGUUCGAUUUGGGAAGAACGCUCAGUAUCUUGCAUCUACAAGUAUGGAUCGUACCCUCAAACUAUACGGCAUAGAGUAACUAUUAUUUUUUCAAUUUCUUUUGAAUUAAAUAUAUUCUAAACAUGAGCAACGUGAGGGUAGAUACCAGUGUUCCCAGUCAUCACAAAAUUAUCGUAAACUUGACAUAAUUUGAAGCAUUGUACCACGGAGUAGUAUAUAUACUUCAUGCGUUGAACGAUCGUACAUCCAACAUUGAUUUUGUCAGUUAACUUUUCUUUCAGGCAAACUUAUGCGGGAAUUGGAACCAACUUGUACUCCUACUAUAACUCUAAAUAAAGCAAAGUUUAAAUACUCUGAUAUUGGCAAAUCCGCAAAGGAGCCAUUUCAAGAAUAAUAAUAAUAAUAAUAUGUGACAAAAAGUUACGAUAAAAUGAGUUUUGUACAGUAAUUAUACUAUUAUAGUAUUUUAGAUA